This is a messenger RNA of Aphis gossypii (cotton aphid), 3435 nucleotides long. RefSeq lists its product as uncharacterized. The record is from RefSeq and is a predicted model, not a curated record. The transcript has a single exon. Lineage: Eukaryota; Metazoa; Arthropoda; Insecta; Hemiptera; Aphididae. The coding region runs from base 1 to 3435 and encodes 1144 amino acids.
AUGAAUAGUCCUCGAGUACAGUCUGCCACUGCUCAAGAAUUGUCAAGGCUACAAUCACAUGUCGCCGCGCACUUAGCAGCAUUAGAAGCGCUAAGCAUGCCUAUUAAACAUUGGGACGCAUGGUUGGUAACUAUUCUAGUGGAAAGAAUGGACGGAGCAUCCAGUCAUGAAUGGCAACUCCGACAAAGGAAUACAGAGUUACCCAAAUAUAAUGAAGUGAUGGAAUUUUUGGCAAGCCGCAGCAUCGCCUUUGAAAGCUCGGAAGCCCUAGCGAUUAGGGUAAACGAAACCAACCACUCAUCGAAAAGGGCAAGUCAAGGAACCAUUAGCAAAAGAAUAGCACUGGCGGCGUCAUCAGAAUCGAAGCGUGAUAAGUGUAGCCUGUGUGAAGGAUCACACAGGCUAUAUGCCUGCUUGAAAUUUAAGGAACUAUCCGUGUCAGAUCGAUUUAAUCAUGUGCGUGGGAGGCGUUUAUGUUUCAAUUGUCUGGCGCCACAUCACAUGUCUGAUACAUGUCGGUCUAAGUAUUCUUGUAUAAAAUGUAGACGAGCUCAUAAUACUCUGCUACACUUUGAAGGGCAUGUUCAAGACGUUACGUCUGCAGUUACUGACCCAAAAGAUAACGAAGCCGCAUUUAACGUCGAAAAGGGUUCUGAUGGAGAUCAAGUGUCAUUAUUAGUAAAUUACAAGAACAGUCACGUGUUUCUGUCAACCGCGGUUGUACUAGCAGCUGAUAAAUUUGGUAAUGACCGUCAAUGUCGGACUAUAUUGGAUAGUGGGUCUCAGGUAAAUUUCAUAUCCAAGAGUCUGUACAACAAGUUGCAACUGCCGACAAGGUGUUCAAUUCUGCCAAUAAACGGUAUUGGAUCAAGUCACGUGCAGUCAAGUUCCUGUGUGGAAGUGCAACUCAAGUCAAGAGUGACAAAUUUCAGCUUAAAUCUAUCUUGUUAUAUAUUGCCGGUAAUCGUGGACACACUACCCGCAGUAGCCUCCCCAGCGCAUGGUUGGAAUAUACCAGAAGAACUAGUAAAGGGCUUGGCGGAUCCGAUGUUUUUCGAGGCAGGGUCAGUAGACUUGCUUAUUGGGGGAGGCUCGUUCUUCGAUCUUUUGGACCCGGAACGAGUUCAUUUGGGAGUGGAUUCACUGUGCCUGCAAGGUAGCAAAUUCGGCUGGAUAGUGACAGGUGAAAUUGGUGUAAUUUCUCUCCCGGGCGUUGCAUCGAUGGGACAGUUGUUAGAAGAAGAUUGGAGAGCGUUGAAGGACAAAGAAGAUAAUCUAUACGGACGGCAUUCAAAAACCAAUCUCAAGUUGUCGGAAGAGAAGCAGACCGUUGAACAUUUCAAGGAGAACACAAAGAGGGAAACGGACGGCCGGUUUAUCGUAAGAUUGCCAUUGAAGCCCUUAGUCGAAGAGCUCGGUGAUACGCUGAAAAUCGCAACCACCCGUUUUUUAAGUGUAGAAAGGAGGCUAAUGCGAGAUGAGAAGCUUAAAGGGGAAUACACUAGAUUUAUGGAGGAAUACCUUGCUCUUGGGCACAUGGAAGAGGUAAUUGAUGAAGAUCAAAUACCUAAGCGAUCAUUUUACCUACCUCACCAUGCAGUGAUUAAGGAGUCGAGCCUAACCACUAAGGUCCGCGUUGUAUUCGAUGCUUCUGCAAGGAGUUCGACUGGUGUUACGCUCAAUGAUGUUUUGAUGUGUGGACCAAAUGUACAGGAGGAUGUCUUCUCCAUAUUAGCAAGAUUCAGGAAGCAUCAAUACGUGCUAACAUCAGACAUCGAAAAAAUGUUUAGACAGGUAGCAGUUGCUAAAACAGAUUGGGAUCUCCAGCGAAUAGUGUGGAGGGCAAACCCCAGUGGCCCGCUGCGCACGUUCCGACUCACCACCGUAACUUAUGGGACAACAUCGGCAUCAUUUCUCGCAACUCAGUGCCUAGUAACCUUAGCGGAAAAUGUGAAAGAAUCCUACCCUGAUACAGCUCAAAUAAUUGGAAGAGACUUUUACAUGGAUGACCUCAUGACAGGAGCUGACACCGAAGAGGAAUGUUUGAAGUCGCAACAAGAGAUAAGUGAUAUUUUGAACUCCGCCAAACUCAAAUUGCGAAAAUGGUGUUCAAAUUCUGUGAGGGUAUUAGAUAAGAUAGACAAGGUUGAGGACGACCCGCUCUUUACCCUAGAGAUUAAAGAUGGAAGUACUGUGAAGUCUCUGGGUUUAGGUUGGAAACCAUUAGUAGAUCAGUUUCACUUCAACAUCUCCAUAGAUCCGUCGUUGAACAAAUGCACAAAGAGGUCACUAUUAUCUGAUUUGAAUCGUGUCUUUGACCCACUUGGAUUCUUAUGCCCUGUCUUAUUAAGAGGAAAAAUGUUUUUGCAGCAAAUAUGGUCGAUGAAAAUAGAUUGGGACACGGAACUUUCUUCUGACAUUCUAGGAAGGUGGAAAUCAUUCAUUAGUGACUUACAGGAUCUUAAAUGUUUAUCUAUCCCAAGGAAGGUGAAACCGUUGUCAAAGCAUCCUCCCGAAAUACAUGGGUUCUGCGACGCCUCCCAGGAGGCAUAUGGAGCUUGCAUCUAUAUCAGGACGAGAGAUAAUCAAGGAAAGUGGAGUUCACAGCUUCUUUGUGCAAAGACAAGAGUGUCACCGCUGAAGGAAUGGACCAUACCUCGACUAGAGUUAAGUGGCGCCUUGCUGCUAGUGGAAUUAGCAAACAAGGUCGCUGAGUCAUGGUCUGUUGAACUACAUACAUUCCAACUGUGGACAGACUCAUCAAUAGUAUUAGGGUGGCUAAAUAGUCAAAAUACACGGUUAAAAACGUUUGUAGCUAACCGAAUCAAUCAAAUACUAGAUUGUACCAACGUUAAACAAUGGCACCACAUUAGGAGCGAGGAUAAUCCAGCUGAUGUGGCAUCAAGGGGAUUAAAGCCGACAGAAAUAUUACAUUGCACUAAGUGGUGGAAUGGACCUAGUUGGCUCACAACAGAGGAACACAAUUGGAAAAAUGAAGCUGAAUCAAUAGUCAAAGAAGAAGACCUGCCUGAGAUAAGACCAAUUCGUCUUGCGCUAAUAACGACCAGCAUAACCAGUGAUUUGCUGCCCUUAUAUUCAGAUUGGAUCAAGCUUGUUCGUGCAAUCGCUUGGUUAGGAAAAUUCAUAGAGUUCAGGCGAGCCAAGAAAACAGGAAGCACGUUACCACGGUACCUUACAGUAACAAAUCUCCGCUUAGCAGAACUUAGAUUAAUAAAGGGAGCGCAAGCCGACGAGUUUGGAAUAGACCUUACGAAUCUCCUAGCAGGAAGGUCAGUUCGGAAAGGAAGCGUUCUCAGAACCUUGUGCCCGUUUAUUAGUGAAGAUGGAAUAAUUUUGGUUGGAGGGCGACUUGAAAAUUCUGAUAUUGCUGAGACUCAAAAGCAUCCAAUAGUAUUACCCUCAAAGCAUAAGUAA